This is a messenger RNA of Cornus florida, 1263 nucleotides long. RefSeq names its product desmethyl-deoxy-podophyllotoxin synthase-like. The transcript has 2 exons. Gene Ontology annotation, molecular function: iron ion binding; monooxygenase activity; oxidoreductase activity, acting on paired donors, with incorporation or reduction of molecular oxygen. The record is from RefSeq and is a predicted model, not a curated record. The coding region runs from base 1 to 1263 and encodes 420 amino acids. NCBI's taxonomy places the organism in Eukaryota, Viridiplantae, Streptophyta, Magnoliopsida, Cornales, Cornaceae.
AUGAAAAAACAUGACAUCAUCUUUGCUAGCAGGCCUUUUAUUCUUUCUACAAGUAUCAUAUCCGAGAAUGACAUUGGCUUCGCACCUUAUGGGGAUCACUGGAGACAACUUCGAAAAUUUUGCAUACUGGAGCUUUUAAGUGUCAAGCGUGUCCAAUCAUUCCGACCCAUCAGGGAAGAAGAGAUCUCGAAUUUGAUCAAAACUAAUUCGACGCAUACAGGAUCUCUCAUCAAUCUAACUGAAAAGUUUUUCUCGAUGACAUACAGCAUCACUGCAAAGGCUGUCAUUGGUAAGAAAUUCCAUGGGCGAAAAGAAUUCAUAUCACUUGUCAAGGAAACCAUAGAGUUAGGAGGAGGUCUCAAUAUUGCUGAUCUCUAUCCUUCAUUUAAAAUGCUGGCUUUAAUCACUGGACUGGGGACUAGAAUUGAGAAGACUCAUCAGAAAAUUGAUAGGACGUUGACCAAUAUCAUUGAUGAACAUAAAGCUAGGAAGGUGGCAGCACAGACCAGUGAUGGUGAAGUUGAUCAUGAAGACCUGGUUGAUGUUCUUCUAAGACUUCAAAAGGAGGGUAAUCUUGAGAUCCCUUUAACUAUGACAACCGUCAAGUCAGUCAUCUUGGACAUGUUCAUUGACAGAAUCGAGACAUCAUCUAAUACUCUAGGCUGGAUAAUUGCAAAAAUGCUGAAAAACCCAAGACUGAUGAAAAAGGCACAAGCUGAGGUGAGACAGAUUUUAUGUAAAAAGAGAAAUAUUCUUAAUGAAGAUGAACUCCAUGAAUUGAGUAACUUAAAGUUAGUUAUCAAAGAACCUUUGAGAUUACACCCUCCUCUCCUUUUAUUAAUUCCAAGAGAGAGCAGAGAGAGAUGUGAAAUCAAUGGAUAUGAGAUACCUGCAAAAACCCAUGUCUUUGUCAAUGUAUUUGCAAUUCAUAUAGAUCCCGAAAAUUGGAGUGAUCCAGAGAGCUUUGUUCUAGAGAGAUUCCUUGACAGUUCAAUUGAUUUCAAGGGGACUCAUUUUCAAUAUCUACCAUUUGGUGCUGGGAGGAGAAUAUGUCCUGGCAUGUCAUUCGGUUUAGCUAAUGUUGAGCUUCCACUUGCAAAUUUAUUAUUUCACUUUGACUGGAAACUUCCGGAGGGAGAGAAGCCAGAAGAUCUAGACAUGACUGAGAUCUUUGAUGCAGCAGUUAGCAGGAAAACAGAUCUGUGUGUGAUUCCUACCGCUUAUCAUCCUUCAACUGAUGAACAAGAGAUUAAGAGCGAGUAA